GAUGAUCAGUCAGGCUGUGUGUAUGUGUGUGAGUGUGAGAGUGAGUGUGUGUGCGUGUCUGAAUGCGAGCGAGUUUGGUGUUAUUUUAUUAUUUUUAAAGGAACAUCUUUGAGUUAAAACUGUGUUAGAGUAAAAGAAGGCUUCCGGAGGAGAACAUGUUAACCUACCUGGCGCAUACGAACUCAGAUGAAGUGGUAAAGAAGUAGUUUGCUGCGUACAGCUCAUGAACACAAGACGCAUCUACGCAGUUUAACUAAAUUCGGUUUAACAUCUUGAUCGACAUCGGCUAACCUGAAGUUCAGAUUGAUUUUUUAAAAUUUUGUCGUAACUAGUAGGUUUUCAAGUAAAAAUGCCUUCUGUAGGUCGCUCAGGUUAGCUAAUGAACUUGUAAUCGUCAUUUAAAAGACAUCAAAGUAGCUUAUUAUUGGUGAUAACCAUAAGCUACUUUACAUAAAAUGCUAAAGACACUGACGAAAAAGCUGAGAAGACAUUCACUCAAUGAAAUCCAUCCUUUCCAGCUGAAGAUUUCCUAUCAUGGCAGUGGAGAGGGAGGGGAGAGUGAUGACUCAGAAGGCGAGAACCAGGAGCUCGCACAGAUUGAUAGAGAGAGACGGAGAAAUUGUGCCCUCACCCCUUUGGCCACCAGCCAGCAGCACAACCAGGGUCCCGUGUCUCCGGCCCGGUUACGACGCCUCCGCCUCCUACUAGAUGCCAAUCUGGACCGUCACUCAUCAGAGGAAGAGCUGGAGCGGAUCAGCUGCGGCGACAACAGGAAGUGGGUGUCCGGCUUCCCCCAGCGCCAUGGCGACCAUCACAGUAGCCCCUCCAGCGAUGAAGAAGUGCGGGACCUGUGUGGCUGCCGGUCGCCCCCGGCCUCGGUCAGACCUCUGGUUGAGCCCGGUGCCGCUUGCCUGGCGGCCUCUCCCAGCCCCGUCCUGUUCAGCUCCAGUCCGCCGCGUAACUUGAAACCACCCCCAAUGAGGUUUCAGCUCCAGGUGGCUCAGCCACUCGCACGGCCCAUCAUCCUGACCCACUUCGACCAAUCAGCACCUUAUAGAAAGUAUCGGCACAGCUACAGCGGAGAACCGGGGAGACCCAGUCUGGACCUGGAAAAAAUGCAACAGAAAAUGCUGCUUAAGAAGAACUGUGGAGGGAAAACGCGGACAAUGAAGAUUCGGGUGAGUUUCUUGCGACGACGUUUUCAUAAAUUAGGCAUUUCCAGCUAAAUUACUUGUUAAAAUCACUUGGAAUUUCAAUUUUAAGAAACGUAUCUUCUUUCUAAAUAAAAUUGUAGAAACAGACAUGGGAUCUAUGCGGGGUGUUUGGCAGGAGGUUCACUACACGUAGCACACUUUCCUGGAAAAGCAAAGUAGUUAUUUACACAUAGUUCUACUGUCGUUUUGAGUUGGUAGUGAUAAAAAGUGAUCGCUUGUCAAAACUGUAUAUUUACGAGGUUGCGUUGACAUUUUACCAAAGUUUAAUGCUGCUCUCAAGAGGGGCUGCAGCUCUGUGUAAACGAUUAUCUGUGGGAUUUUCAAAAUUCUCUAAAUCCCAGCUCCGCUUUUCAUAGCAGCUUGAUCAGAGACUAGUGCGGUGCUGCCUCUCCCCCACCUGUUGCUGCUCACUGCCAGAGACUGCUGAAAGGAUGCACCUGCAUUUUUCUAGCUCUCACCAAAAAAUGACAAACAUUACGAUUUGGUAUUUUUUCUGCCCACCAAAAAACUGAAAGUCAUUGCGUGGAAGCUAAAAGCAGGCCAAAAUAUCUUUUUAUUAACAGAACUAUAAUUAAGUGUUACAAUGUUUAAUUUGUGAUUCAUUUAGCAGCAGGUUAAUGUGCUUUUAUACACAACACAACCAGCUUUUCAAGUUAUUUCUUCCUCCGCUUUACACUGAUAAUGCAGCUCUUUUUCUUUUUUUUUCUCUACAAGAAAACAUACACUCUGCUCUCCUUGUUUAAUUUUUGAAAGCAAAUUAAUUGGUUUCAGGUGAAUGUAAACGCAGGCGCAGGUUGACCAGGAAUGACUCUUUGUCGAGCGGGACGCAGAGGACGGUGGUUCUCGUUACGGCUAAGGUUGCUCCGUUGCCCUGUGAACAGCCGAGCCGGUCCUGUGGCCGGCUCCUUGAUCGCCAUCCAACUCCACACUGGGACGGCAUCUGGCCUUGCCGUUCGUUCCCAUGCCCUCCUAGCUGCAGAAAAUCUGAUAGCACCAUCAGCUCCGCACCGCAGCGAUGCUUUCAAGCUUCCUUCGUCAGGUUUAUCACACCCAGCGACCUUUGUUGCCCCCAGCUUAGUUGCUUUAAGAGGGCGCUGAAAGCUUUGCGAAAGUGUCCUGAUGGAUCUGAAGAAAAUCUUCACUAAAA
Poecilia latipinna (sailfin molly) is the source of this 2361-nucleotide messenger RNA. RefSeq lists its product as uncharacterized. The record is from RefSeq and is a predicted model, not a curated record. NCBI's taxonomy places the organism in Eukaryota, Metazoa, Chordata, Actinopteri, Cyprinodontiformes, Poeciliidae. Bases 456 to 1226 code for a protein of 256 amino acids. The transcript is spliced from 4 exons.